Messenger RNA from Panicum virgatum (switchgrass), 1550 nucleotides. Its product is annotated as protein ANTAGONIST OF LIKE HETEROCHROMATIN PROTEIN 1-like. Bases 196 to 1251 code for a protein of 351 amino acids. NCBI's taxonomy places the organism in Eukaryota, Viridiplantae, Streptophyta, Magnoliopsida, Poales, Poaceae. The transcript is spliced from 2 exons. The record is from RefSeq and is a predicted model, not a curated record.
UAUGGAGCUCCAACGGCAUCUGCAUCUCCCACGGGGUGUGCAGCUCCUCCGGCGGAGCCUCCCCCACCUCCAUCAGGUGCACGGUGGCCUGGAUAUGGAGCUAGCAGUGGCCAAAAUUCUUCCGCACAUGGAAACCAAUACACAAAUCCAUGAAUCGCAGAGGAUGAACUCAUAGAGGAUGUAAUCGGUAAAACAAUGGUGCUCUUGAAGGCAAGCGUAGAAGCUCUUGGUGAAGAGGCGUCUGAUCAUCGAUUGCGUGCAAGGAACUAUAUCAAAAGGCCACGGGAGGAGUAUCAUCAACGUCUUGUGGAUGAUUAUUUCUUGGAUAAUCCUCUCUAUCCACUUAAUAUUUUUCGUCGAAGAUUUCGUAUGCGAAGGCCGUUAUUCCUACACAUUGUCAAGGAAUUAGGCAAGUGGUCGGACUACUUCACUACAAGAGUGGAUGCGCUCGGUCGGCAAGGACUCACACCACUACAAAAGUGUACGGCGGCUAUUCGCCAAUUAGCUAAUGGUAGUGCGGCGGAUCAUCUUGAUGAGUCUCUAAAGAUUGGUGAGACAACUUCAAUGGAGGCGGUGAAGUAUUUUGUUGAGGGUGUUAUAGCUGUAUUUGGUAAACGAUAUUUGACACGCCCCACUAAGGAAGAUGCCGAGCGUCUACUCAAGAUUGGAGAGAGACGAGGUUUUCCUGGUAUGUUUGGCAGUAUUAAUUGUAUGUAUUGGCAAUGGGAGAGAUGUCCAACUGCAUGGAAGGGCCAAUUUACUCAAGGUGAUCAGAAAGUUCCGACGAUAAUUCUUGAGGCCGUGGCUUCACAUGACCUUUGGAUCUGGCAUGCAUUCUUCGGAGUCGCAGGUUCUAACAAUGAUAUAAAUGUCCUAGGCCAGUCUCAUCUAUUUAUCAAAGAACUAAAAGGGCAAGCUCCAAGAGUCCAAUACAUGGUCAAUGGGAACCAAUAUAACACGGGUUACUAUCUUGCGGAUGGGAUAUACCCGGAAUGGGUUGUUUUUGUGAAGUCAAUAUCCAUGCCUAUCUCCGACAAGGACAAGCUAUUUGCACAGGAACAAGAAGGGAAGAGAAAGGAUAUUGAACGCGCAUUUGGAGUAUUGCGUCUUCGAUGGAGCGUCUUGAAAAAGCCGGCUCGCCUAUACGAUCGUGGUCAACUUGAGAGAGUGGUGCUAGCUUGCAUCAUCCUGCACAAUAUGAUUGUUGAAGAUGAAAAAAAGAAGAGGACAUUGAAGAGAACCUUGAUCUAAAUGAGGCUCCUAGUACCGUGACCGUGCAAGAACUAGAAUUCUCCCCCGAAGAGUAUGUUCCAUUUGAAAGGGUGCUACAAAAAGAUGAUAUUCGAGAUCGUUAAGCUCAUAUACAACUUAAGGACUUGGUGGAGCACAUUUGGAACAAGCACGGUCACUGUCGAAAUAUAUCUUCAAAUUUAAAUUUACCAUAUGUAAUCUUUUUCAUAUAUAUGUCCAUUUAAGGUGUGGAUAUUUGAAGUUAAUCCAAAUAUUUAUUUUGGAUACAACAAUAUUUAUUGACCAUGUUCCUAGACUAA